AUGGCACAAAUAAAAAUUCAACAAAGCAGGCAUCUACUACAAAAACUGCUGCUCCAGGAUGGCUUUGUCGUAAACCUGCUGCCAAUUGUACUGUUGUUAUUCAGUGGACUGGCCAAUGGUAGUUAUCAUUCUGGUGUAAGUCCGAUGCCACACGUACCCGUUAUUCCAAAAGAUCCCAACUCGCGUUGUGAAGAAAUAACUAUCCCAAUGUGCCGCGGCAUUGGUUAUAAUCUGACCUCGUUUCCAAAUGAGAUGAACCAUGAAACACAGGAGGAAGCAGGUCUAGAAGUACAUCAGUUUUGGCCAUUGGUCGAAAUCAAGUGCUCUACAGAUCUGAAAUUCUUUUUGUGUUCUAUGUACACACCUAUCUGUAUUGAAGAUUAUCAUAAACCUCUGCCGGUGUGCCGUAGCGUGUGUGAACGAGCACGAGCCGGCUGUGCUCCCAUUAUGCAACAGUACAGCUUCAGCUGGCCAGAAAGAAUGGCUUGCGAAAACCUGCCCGUAUCAGGGGAUAGUGAUAAUCUUUGCAUGGAGAUGCCAAAUGAAGAGGAUCAUGGAGAUCGUGGUGCUGGCAGUCCACCUGGCGGUGGUGGCGGAGGACAUUCAGGGAAACCAACGAGAAAAUCACAUGGCGGAACAGGAAGUGGAAGUCAAAAUGGCGGCGGUGGUAACAUACAAAAUAACAAAUGCAAAGGCAAGAAUUCAAAAAACUGCCAAAAUCCCCCAGGGGAAAGAACAAAAGAGUGCAUGUGCCGGUGCCGGGAGCCACUGGUAACCCUGGGGAGGGAGAGCACCACAACAUUACUGCACCAUCACGGCAGCCUAAGCAACAACCAAAGUGUAGAAAGGGUCGGCGACGUGCAAAACUGCGCGAUCCCGUGCCGGGGAGCAUUCUUCACACAGGAGGAGAAGGACUUCGCCGGCAUUUGGAUAGCUCUGUGGUCAGGCCUUUGCGGCAUUAGCACAUUAAUGACACUGACUACCUUUCUCAUCGACACCGAAAGAUUUAAGUAUCCUGAGCGACCGAUCGUUUUCCUGUCAGCAUGCUACUUCAUUGUGUCCUGCGGCUACCUUACACGUAUAUUUUUGGGUCACGACGAAAUUGCUUGUGAUGGCAAGUCGAUAAAGUAUCCAUCGGCCGGCCAAAGCUCUUGCACUAUGAUCUUCAUCAUGAUAUAUUUCUUUGGUAUGGCCUCAUCCAUAUGGUGGGUGAUUUUAUCCUUCACAUGGUUUUUGGCGGCCGGUUUGAAGUGGGGAAACGAGGCAAUAUCCAAACAUUCGCAAUAUUUCCAUCUAGCUGCGUGGCUUGUUCCGACUGUACAAACCGUGUCGGUAUUACUACGACCCGCCGUCGACGGAGAUUCGGUGGCUGGCAUCUGCUACGUUGGAAACACAUCUGUCGAGAAUCUGAAAAACUUCGUGCUGGCUCCCUUAUUUAUGUACCUGGUCGUUGGAACAACUUUCCUUAUGGCCGGUUUUGUGUCUCUUUUCCGCAUCAGAUCAGUAAUUAAGCAACAGGGUGGCAUUGGAGCGGGCUCCAAGGCAGAUAAGCUUGAAAAGUUGAUGAUUCGAAUAGGCAUUUUUAGUGUACUGUAUACAGUACCAGCUACAAUCGUCAUCGGGUGUCAUCUUUACGAGGCAUCGUAUUUCGAAGACUGGAUGACGGGACUAACAUGCCCGUGCAAAGUGUCACCUGGACUUCGACAAAAACCACUGUACUCGGUGUUGAUGUUGAAAUAUUUCAUGGCUCUGGCCGUUGGUAUCACGUCGGGUGUAUGGAUCUGGUCGGGAAAAACUGUUGACUCGUGGCGGCGACUUUGGCGAAGACUGUUCGGGCCAUCGGAUCACACUGGAGCCGGGCAGGUACUGAUUAAACCACGACCGCCACUCCCUCAACCAUACGCUACUUCCGGUAUUGGAGUGCCUGGCUCUGCGGCAGCCUCGCUGUUAGCCACGCCGUAUACACAAACUGUCGGCAGUGUGGCCUCCACAAGUCAUCAUCAUCUACACCAUCACGUCCUGAAGCAAGCUCCUUUAAGCCAUGUAUGACCUGGAGAUAUAGGCGGCGCAUCUACCCUUACAGCCGGAUCAGGUUCAGUCGUUGAUCCUCGCGCCGUCUCAGUCGUUGUAACGCUUCCGGGUCCACAACCAGGGCA
Anopheles nili is the source of this 2156-nucleotide messenger RNA. RefSeq names its product frizzled-2 (gene fz2). Lineage: Eukaryota; Metazoa; Arthropoda; Insecta; Diptera; Culicidae. The transcript has a single exon. Gene Ontology annotation, biological process: canonical Wnt signaling pathway; non-canonical Wnt signaling pathway. Gene Ontology annotation, cellular component: plasma membrane. Gene Ontology annotation, molecular function: Wnt-protein binding; Wnt receptor activity. Bases 1 to 2049 code for a protein of 682 amino acids. The record is from RefSeq and is a predicted model, not a curated record.